GUAAUAGGCUUGUCGUAAAGAUAUGAAUAAUGAAUUUGCAUUGCUACACAAGUUUCAUUGCUACGCACUUCUGACGACAUAGUAUAGAAGGUUUAUAAACAAUCUUACGCAACGAUACAGUAGGGUAUAUUGGGUAUAUAGAUAUCUUACAAGACUAUGGUCAGAAUAUCUGAUGUGCUCAGCAAAUCACUGGAAAGCACUAGACGGCAUUUGCUGAAACGGAGAGAACAAGUUGGUGACAACCAGGUGAGUAUAUUAUCUGGAGAGGAUGCUGAAUUCUGGUACAACUCCUUCAAAGAGUUAUUCCAGGACACAGAAGAAUCGGCCGAUGGGGACGAUUUGCUAUUUUUUGUCACGCAUCAUGCGUUACAACAGAAACCGGAGGAUCCGGAUUCGAGGACUGAUAUUAAUAACCGGCACGCUAGCACUAACAGUGCCCACAGUGAAGAUGGUAAUCAGAAGAGUGCUGAGGCAUUCUUUGUACUUCGGCGAAGUUCAACCAAGAUCCCUGUAAUGGAAGACCCUGCUGUAGAUUGGGAGAGCACUUACUACCUCAACACGGUGCUGCACGGAUUCCAAUACACCUUGACGAUAGUGAUCGGUACUAGAGAUGAUACUAGCGGACACAUAGUACCAGAAAAUACAGUUAGCAGGAGAGUCUAUCCCUCUCCUAGUCGCACCCGCAUGGACCAGUCCAAAGGUACAGUGACGGAGAUGACCUAUCCGAGAAUAUUCUUCCCUGUGGACGAUUUUGAAGACUUCUUUCAAUCGGUGGUGUGCACGGAAGGUGGGAUUGUCUGCGUAGAGCUAACGGCCCAGUGUACAGAGUUUGUCACGUCUAUCUUCCAGGGUUCAGUGCCGUAUCCUCUACUUUUACAGGCUUUCAACAAGAAGGUAAACGCCGCAUCAUGGAAUCCGUUGGUGACCAAAUCAUGCGACUCAAUGGAAUUUCUCAAGAUGAGAGGACCCAAGGGAGUGGGCCAGGCCGAAAUGGCUGUAUCCAGGGUGUCGGCAGAAUACUCAGCGGAUGGCCGAGCUUCCGACCCGCCAACACCCGGGAAGAGCCAGGCUAACGGCGGCCUGAAGGGGUUCUUUGCCAGCACAUUACGCGGAUUAACCACGCCCCAUCCUUCUGCACUCGAGCUGGAGGCUGCGCCCAACCUGAAUGCAUGUCUGACCUUUGUCAACAUCCGCUUGAAACAUCUUGUGGUGAAUGUACUGGGUGCCAAACCGCACAAGCCGCUUUUAAAACCAGGUGUAAUACCAGAAGACCGGGUUUGAAAAGAAGUAGUAAAGAGAUAAGACUGAGAAAUAAGCUUUUCCGUGCGUGUGGACUGAGGCGAUAACAUAUGUGUAGCCACAUGCCCAAGGCUGUGGCGACGCUCACAUGAAGAAACCCAUGCCCGGUAAGUCUCAGAAGUGCAAUAGUGAUGACAAUACAUACAAAGGUCACACUGAAUGAUUCUCUGGAGUACCGGAACCAUCAAGUGAAUACGGAUGGCAGUGCUCUGCUGAUUAUCGUUCACAUUUGACAGCGGAGGCAAUUGAGGUCGUUGUCUGCAAUCUAGGUACGGUGGAAUCAGCCCUACUCAUUGUCCACUCAAGGAGAGCGCACCACGUACCUGAUGAGACACUUGCAUCUUUCCCGAAGGAAUCACAAUCACUUCUGCUAAAAAGACAUCGCACAGCUUAUCUGAAGUAAGCCAACAAUGGAUCAGUCACCGAUUUGCAACGGGGUGUGUUCGAAUAGCGUUCUCUGUUUCGCUCGUUAAGAUCCGGCAAGGGGAGAGUAGCAGAAACAUAUGUCGUCAAAUGCGGCUUUCUACUGGCAGUCCUGGAUGACAGCGCUAUGAAACUAUAGCAAAAUCACAUCGCAUUCGGCGGUUGAGAGUAGGAAUGUUCUGCGCAAGUUGCGAAGCCCCUGGGCUCAUUUGCCGAGAUGGUAUGGGUCGUACAUGGUUGUGCAAAGCAAGGAAUAAUCGAGCGUGUCAGAAUCGGUAAGUCACUUCUGAGAUGAUAUUGGCCGUAGAAAGCGCAUCAAGAAGUGUGAUGUUAAGAACGCAACCUAGCACAACGCUGAUAUAGCACGCAAUCUGAUAUAUGUCUACGUGGCAAACAUACAACUGGACGCCUCAUUCCAACUUAGGGUAGGUGCGGUGCGUAGCAAGCAUCUCGGAUCCCAUUCGCGUCUAUACCGAGCAAUUCUAGCGACUGUUAACAACUCUAAUAGCAAAACACGCUCACACGGAGUGAUAGUUGAACUUUCGUGGUAGCUGGUGCUAUCACUUGUUUUGCUGACUAUCUAACACUUAUCGAGCCAGUAUAGAUGUGAUCUGCGUGUGUCGAGAGUGUUUCUUGUGGUAGCUAAUAUGGCAGAGCGAGCGCGAUGGCGGGAUUGGAAUUCUGACCUCUCGCAAGGAAGCAUCGUCCCAUACCCUGCUAAGCGAGACAGCUGAAUCGGCUGGAGCUCAUGGCCACAGUAGAUGCCCAAAAUAGGGUAGGUAUCGGGUGCCAAUCAGUUCUAUCUCCCAGAUUGAUUGCCCAGGAAGUACGCGGGCAGGAUAUAGACUUAGUAGAUUUGUUCAGCGGACAUAGGCACCUCGUAUCUAAUGCGUGCAUUGCCGACGCAGGUCUUACUACAUCACACAGCAGACUAAGGGGGCAGAUACGCGAUUGCCCGGGGCUGUGGGGUUUUAGAAGUGCAUUGUAGAGGUGACCAUGAGACGUCGAAACCUGGGUGAUGUAAAUGAUCCUGAGUCACAUACCGCGCCUAUUUGUAUUAGCAGCCAUGCUAUUGCAGGCCGCGUCAUGGAAUGCUGACAUAUUUACCAUCUCAAAGGUGUACGGCAAAAGUGAACCGUGGAAUCAAAUUGACGUACAUGGGUCGCCUCCAAGUUUCCUACACACCUCACCGUAACUAACUAGGCCAUGAAAUUUUCUGCAAGCAUACAGAAGUGCAUAGCCAGUUUUUGAGUUGGUACUGUCGAGCAGUCGACCAAGAAUUUCUGGUAGAAGAAUAAAUUUCAACAACAUAUGUACAUGGCAAUGUUACAGUAGCAUCAAUAAUUUGAUAACGGACAAGCACAGAUGCACGUAGUAGCUAGAUUGCAAUGCCUAUAUACACUCAAUCAUGGAAAAAUUCAUAAAAUCAGAAUAAAUCG
Sphaeroforma arctica JP610 is the source of this 3161-nucleotide messenger RNA. RefSeq lists its product as hypothetical. NCBI's taxonomy places the organism in Eukaryota, Ichthyosporea, Ichthyophonida. The transcript is spliced from 7 exons. Bases 157 to 1281 code for a protein of 374 amino acids. The record is from RefSeq and is a predicted model, not a curated record.